AUGACCUGGUUGUUCCCGUCAAAAAUCACUAAGUCACACUUCUACGUGUGGUAUCUCGGCUCCAAAGAAGCUGAUGGCGUACGUGGAUCAGCGAUCUCGUCGAAAGGCCUCAAACUCAUACAAACUGUUCCCGCUAUGACGCGAAAGGGAAAGGUGAAAAUGCAAGUUGUAAAAUUCCAAAUUGCUGCCAGCUGCAUCACAUACAGCAUGCUCGGCAAGGCGCCUUUUGAUGACGUCGUAGGCGUGGUGAUGUUGGUUCUGAAUCCAGAGAUGAACUCACCGGUGCAUGUGCACUGCUACCGUUGCGAUAGUUCUGAGACAGCUCGUAUCAUGCAAGCAAACCUUCAGCUACUGACCUCCCGUCCAGAAGUCCAGCGUUCCAUCAGCGAUUUAGAGCAACGUCUCUUUCUUUCCGGAUUACUGAUGCCCAGGUGA
Messenger RNA from Cooperia oncophora, 435 nucleotides. Lineage: Eukaryota; Metazoa; Nematoda; Chromadorea; Rhabditida; Trichostrongylidae. The record is from the annotation of a GenBank genome assembly.